This is a messenger RNA of Staurois parvus, 391 nucleotides long. The record is from the annotation of a GenBank genome assembly. Lineage: Eukaryota; Metazoa; Chordata; Amphibia; Anura; Ranidae.
CAUCAGGGCACUGAUGAUCAGUGCCACCCACCAGUGCCACCCACCUGUGCCCGGCAGUGCCACACACCAGUGCCCAGCAGUGCCACCCAUCAGUGUCGCCCAUCAGUGCUGCCCAGCAGUGCCGCCAGUCAGUGCCGCCAUCAGUGCCACCCAUCAGUGCUGCCCAUCAGUGCCGCCUAUCAGCGCCACCUAUCAGUGCCCAUCAUUGUUGCAUAUCAGUGCAGCGUCAUCAGUGUCGCCUCAUCAGUGCCAGCUCAUCAGUGCCACCUAUCAGUGCCGCCUAUGUCCAUCAGUGCUGCCUAUCCGUGCCACCUCAUCAGUGCCACCUAUCAGUGCCCAUCAGUGCUGCCUCAUCAAUGCACAUCAGUGAAGGAGAAAAAUUACCUGUUUG